AUGGAUAUGGGCAGCCUGACAACGGUAGUGGCCAACUCGGCCUACAUCUCGGCGCGCGGGAGCUUCGACGGCACGGCCAACCCGUCCGCCAACCGGGACAAGAAGUACCACGCCCGCCUGAAGCUGCCUCACAUCACGGUGUGCGAGGGCCUCAGGGAGACUCUGGACCUGGGCUUCCAGACCGCCUGCGUGGAGCAGCCCAUCGGCAAGCGUCUGUUCCAGGAGUUCCUGGAGGCCAACAAUGAAUACAAAGGCCCCUGCCGCCUGUGGAAGGACGUGGAGGAGUACAACCAGGCCGAGGACCAGGACCGCAUUAAGAAGGCCUCCAAGAUGCUCUCUCGCUACAUGGAUCCGAGCGCCAAACACUUCUGUCCCUUCCUGCCGGAGAACGACAUCACCAAGGUGAAGGAGAAGCACGCGGAGGCCGGAGACGAUCUGUUCAUCGAGACUCUGACCAGCGUACUGGACUUCCUCAAGGAGGUCCCUUACACCUUCUACCUGGACAGCAUGCACCUGAAGAGGUUCCUCCAGUGGAAGUGGCUGGAGAUGCAGCCCACGGGAGAGGACUGGUUCAUGGACUUCCGUGUCCUUGGGAAGGGGGGCUUCGGGGAGGUACACGCCACCUCGAUGAAGGCCACGGGGAAACUGUACGCCUGCAAGAAGCUCAACAAGAAGAGGCUGAAGAAGAGGAAAGGAUAUGAGGGGGCGAUGGUGGAGAAGAGAAUUCUGGCACGUGUCCACAGCAGGUUCAUCGUGUCGCUGGCCUACGCCUUCCAGACCAAGACUGAGCUCUGUCUGGUCAUGACCAUCAUGAAUGGAGGAGACCUGAGGUAUCAUAUCUACAAUGUGGAUGAGAACAACCCAGGGUUUGAUGAGCAGAGGGCCUGUUUCUACACAGCUCAGAUCAUCCAGGGCAUGGAGCACCUGCACCAGAAGAGAAUCAUCUACAGAGACCUCAAACCUGAGAACGUGUUGUUGGAUAAUGAAGGUAACGUGCGUAUCUCUGACCUUGGUCUGGCCGUGGAACUGGAGGACAACCAGACCAAUAUCAAAGGCUACGCUGGGACUCCAGGGUUCAUGGCCCCAGAGCUGCUGAAAGGGGAGGAGUAUGACUGGUCAGUGGACUACUUUACCCUUGGGGUCACGCUGUAUGAGUUCAUCGCUGCCAAGGGACCUUUCAGAACCCGAGGAGAGAAGGUGGAGAACAAAGUAGUGAAGAAGCGGAUUCUGAACGACCCCGUGGCCUAUCCGGAGAAGUUCAGUGAGAAAGCCAAGUCCAUCUGCGAGGCGCUGCUGUGCAAGACGGUGGACCAGAGGCUGGGCUUCAAGAACGGGUCCUGCGACGAGCUCCGAGCGCACCCCUUCUUCAGCGAACUCAACUGGAUGAAACUGAACGAAGGGAUCCUGGUGCCUCCGUUUGUUCCCGACUCCAAGACGGUCUACGCCAAGGAUCUGGACGCCGUCGGAGCUUUCUCAACAGUGAAGGGAGUCACCCUGGACGACCCCGACAAGGAGUUCUUUGACGAGUUCUCCUCGGGGAACAUCCCCAUUCCCUGGCAGGAGGAGAUGAUCGAGACGGGGAUCUACGGGGAGCUGAACCUCUGGGGGGUCGGGGGGGCGCUGCCCAACGACCUGCGCAGGGAGAGCAUCCUGGAACAGCCCCCGAAGUCCUCCACCUGCUGCCUGUCAUAG
Molecule: messenger RNA, 1692 nt
Organism: Salvelinus namaycush (lake trout)
Lineage: Eukaryota; Metazoa; Chordata; Actinopteri; Salmoniformes; Salmonidae
Product: rhodopsin kinase GRK1-like
Exons: 7
Coding region: 1-1692 (563 amino acids)
Biological process (GO): regulation of opsin-mediated signaling pathway; protein phosphorylation; visual perception
Cellular component (GO): cytoplasm
Molecular function (GO): rhodopsin kinase activity; ATP binding
Source: RefSeq, a predicted model, not a curated record